AUGGGACAGUCGACCUCAUCCCCAUUGUCCCUCACCCUCGACCAUUGGUCGGAGGUGCGGAAGAGGGCUCACAAUCUCUCCUUGCAGGUCAAGAAGAGUAAAUGGCAGAAUUUCUGCUCGACUGAGUGGCCCACUUUUUCAGUGGGAUGGCCGCCGGAGGGGACUUUCCACCUGCCCCUCAUCCUAGCGGUUAAGAACAUCAUCUUCCGCCCCGGACAAGGGGGCCACCCUAAUCAGGUCGCUUACAUCCUAGUAUGGCAGGACCUCAGGGAGGAACCCCCACUGUGGGUGAAACCCUUUCUUCCCCCUUCUGACUCCUCUAUACCAAAACUCUUAGCUCUGAAAGGACCUCCCGCUUCCGCUCCGGCUCCGGUCCUGCCCGACGCUCCUUCUCCUUCAGCACCCUCUUCACCUGAACCGAACCCCUCUUCUCCUCCGAUACCCACGUCCCCUCUGUAUCCCCCGCUCCCUAUGAUGGCUUGCUCUGGGUCUACACCUCCGGGGCCCACAGGCCCUGCCCAGAACACUCGAAGCAAGCUAUGGCCUGAGGACCCAGUUGUUACCCUUCCCCUUCGCCCCUACGGGCCCAUGAUAGAUGACGGGUCGGAUGGAGGGCAGAUGCCCGCUUUACAGUACUGGCCUUUUUCUACCUCAGAUCUCUAUAACUGGAAAAACAAUAACCCUCCCUUCUCUGAUGAUCCGUCUAAGUUAACAGGUUUAAUGGAUUCUAUCAUGUUCUCCCACCAACCCACAUGGGAUGACUGCCAGCAGCUUCUAGGGGUCCUGUUCACCACCGAGGAGAGAGACCGCAUCCUUCUGGAAGCCCGGAAAGCUGUUCCCGGAGAAAACGGCAGACCCACCCAGAGACCAGACCUGAUUGAUGAUUUCUUCCCCUUAAAACGCCCCAACUGGGACCCCAACUCACCUACCGAUAGGCAGCAUCUUUCUAUCUAUCGCCAGACUCUAAUGGCAGGUGUCCAGGCGGCCGCAAGGCGCCCCACUAAUUUGGCCAAGGUAAGGGAAGUUACCCAAGGGCCUACUGAGACUCCCUCAGUUUUUCUGGAACGCCUGAUGGAAGCUUACCGGCGGUACACGCCUUUUAACCCUGAAGAGGAAGGCCGACAGGGCUCAAUAGCCAUGGCCUUCAUAGGGCAAUCAGCUCCUGAUAUAAGACGUAAGCUCCAAAGGCUAGAUGGUCUGCAAGACCUAACUCUGAGGGAUCUUGUUAAGGAAGCUGAAAAAGUCUACUAUAAACGGGAGACAGAAGAGGAAAAAGAGUUAGCUAGGGACAAAAGACGAAGCAAGGAACUAGCUAAAAUGUUGGCCACAGUUAUUCAGGGAAAACCUGAGACAGGAAAGGGAAAGCCCACUCGCCCCCCAUUAGACCCUGACCAAUGUGCAUAUUGUAAGGAAAAAGGACACCUGAUCAAAGACUGUGAGAGAUUGAGAAAGAAACGAGCCAGAGAGGAACGAGAAAAAUGGUCCUCGCAGUGGCCCCGAGCCCCCAUGCUCGCCUUAGAUGAGGAGGACUAGGGACUUCGGGGCUCGGACCCCCUCCCCGAGCUCAGGGUAAUGUUUAAAGUGGAGGGGACUCCCGUAGAGUUCGAGGUCGAUACGGGAGCUGUUUACUCGGCUCUUCAGGCCCCCUUAGGGGCCCUUUCAACUAAGAAAUCUCUAGUUCAAGGGGCUAACGGGAGCAAAUAUCGCUCGUGGACCACCGAGCGCACAGUUGACCUAGGCAAAGGAAAAGUAAAACACUCCUUCCUGGUUAUUCCUGAAUGCCCUGCUCCCCUCCUGGGACGAGACUUAUUAACCAAACUGGGGGCGAAAAUCUCCUUUGAGCCCCAAGGACCUCAGGUGACAUUCCGUAACCCAAAGGUUGGGCAACCCAUGGUUACAGUGUUAUCUCUAAAAUUGGAAGAUGAAUAUAGGCUCUAUGACCACCGAGACCCCCAGCCCAUCGCCCCUGCCUGGCUAACUGAUUUUAAAGACUCCUGGGCCGAGACAGCUGGGCUCGGGCUGGCAAGCCAGCAACUGCCUGUAGUGGUAACUCUAAAAGCCACCGCCUCCCCUAUUCGAGUUAAACAAUAUCCCAUUAAUAGAGAAGCUCACUUGGGAAUCAAGGUACACAUACAGAGACUUUUAGACCAAGGGGUAUUGACUCCUUUUCGGUCUGCAUGGAAUACCCCACUGCUCCCUGUCAGAAAGCCUGGGGCAAAUGACUACAGACCGGUACAGGACUUGAGGGAGGUCAACAGCAGGGUGGAGGACAUUCACCCCACCGUACCCAAUCCUUAUAAUCUCCUCAGCGGUUUGAAUCCGUCAAGGACUUGGUACACUGUUCUGGAUUUAAAGGAUGCCUUUUUCUGUUUGCCUUUGCACAAAGAUAGCCAGCCCUUGUUUGCGUUUGAAUGGACGGACCCCGAGACUGGGUCCACCGGACAACUGACCUGGACGCGCCUCCCACAGGGCUUCAAAAAUAGCCCAACCAUCUUUGAUGAGGCUCUACACAAGGAUUUAGCCCCCUUUCGGGCUCAACACCCGAACCUCACCCUCCUCCAAUAUGUAGAUGACUUGCUGCUGGCUGCGGACUCCGAGGGUGACUGUACCAGUGGAACUCAGGACCUUUUACGUGAGUUGGCUAUCUUGGGAUAUAGGGCAUCGGCGAAAAAGGCUCAAAUUUGCAAACGAGAGGUAAUUUUCCUGGGCUACUCCUUAAAAGAGGGGAAGAGAUGGCUCACUGAGGCUAGAAAGCAGACUGUGGUCCAGAUUCCCCCUCCCAAGAGCCAAAAACAAUUACAGGAGUUCCUGGGCACCGCGGGGUUCUGCCGGUUGUGGAUCCCUGGGUUCGCGACCUUGGCAGCUCCCCUGUACCCGUUACUGAAGGGGGGAUCUCCCUUUGUUUGGGAAAAAGACCACCAGCAGGCCUUUGAUGCCAUCAAGCGGGCCCUCCUAUCUGCUCCGGCCCUGGCCCUUCCUAAUGUGGACAAACCCUUUACUCUCUUCAUUGAAGAGAAGGAAGGAAUAGCGAGAGGAGUACUAACCCAGGCCUUUGGGCCAUGGAGACGUCCGGUGGCUUACCUCUCAAAAAGACUGGACACUGUGGCGAGCGGAUGGCCGCCCUGCUUAAAAGCCAUUGCAGCGGCUGCCUUGCUCAUUAAGGAUGCUGACAAAUUGACUUUGGGACAGAAAAUAACAAUCAUUGCCCCGCAUACGCUAGAAAGUAUCAUCCACCAACCUCCGGACAGAUGGCUCUCAAAUGCCAGAGUUACUCAUUAUCAGAGUCUCUUACUCAACAAGGACAAAAUAACUUUCGGACCCCCGGUGACUCUCAACCCGGCAACCUUGCUGCCGGACGAAGCUCCAGAACCCAUCCUCCAUACCUGCCAAGACAUCCUGGCGGGAGAGGCCGGAGUACGACCGGACUUAUUGGAUUACCCCCUGUCUGAUGCGGAGGUGACUUACUUCACUGACGGGAGUAGCUUCUUGAUUCAAGGUAAGCGGUAUGCGGGGGCGGCUGUGACCGAUCACUCCAGUGUUAUCUGGACAGCCAGGCUAGAGGACGGGUCCUCGGCCCAAAAGGCCGAGUUGAUCGCUUUAACUAAGGCUCUGGAGCUCGCCAAAGGAAAGCGAGCAAACAUUUACACGGACAGCCGAUAUGCUUUUGCAACGGCCCACAUCCAUGGGGCCAUCUACCGCCAGCGGGGACUUUUGACCUCCGCGGGCAAAGAAAUAAAACACAAACAGGAAAUCCUUCAAUUGCUGGCUGCAAUCAUGUUACCCAAGAAGGUGGCAAUAAUACACUGUAACAGCCACCAAAAAGGGACUGAUCCCGUCACAAGGGGAAACAACCUGGCCGACCAGGCAGCAAAAUCUGCAGCCAUGGGAGGCUCACAGAUGUUGGUGACUGAUAUCAAAGAUUCUCUUCCCAAAGAGAAAGCUCAGAUUAACCAAACCCCUGAGGCAUCUGACCUGACUACUUACAUACAACAGGCCCACCGGCUCACUCAUUUGGGGGUUAAAAAGCUGUGCCUACUGGCCCAACGCCAGGACUUCCCGGGGGCCUCCCCCACUGCCAUACGUCAGGUCGCCACUUGGGUUGUGACUAAUUGUGAGGCAUGUCAAUUGACCAACGCCUACCCUGCCAAGCUGGCCCCCGGCAAAAGGCUACGCGGUACCCGGCCUGGACAAUACUGGGAAGUAGACUUUACAGAAGUUAAACCUGCCCGAUGUGGACUAAAAUAUCUGCUAGUUUUUGUGGACACCUUUUCUGGAUGGACUGAGGCUUUUCCUACCAAAAAGGAAACUGCUGCCAUGGUAACGAAAAAGUUGAUGGAAGAAAUUUUUCCUCGGUUCGGAUUGCCAAAGGUAAUAGGGUCCGAUAAUGGGCCGGCGUUUGUGGCUAAGAUCCUCUUUGGCACUCCACCCCCCAUUCGAGAUCUCACUCCCUUAACUGAACAUGCUGCCUUGUUGCCAACCUCCCUGUCUGACAGGCCCAUCGCCCUCGACAAUCUACAGAGGGACGUGUGGACGCAGCUAGCCUCGGCCUACGCCCCCAGUGAGUUCCCCGCGCCACAUCCGUACCAGGUGGGAGACUUUGUGUUCGUCCGGCGCCACCAACAAGAAACUCUGCAGCCUCGCUGGAAAGGACCAUACCAGGUCCUGUUAACUACUCCUACAGCGGUAAAGGUUGACGGAGUCGCCUCCUGGAUCCACGCGUCACAUCUAAAGCCUGCUUCAGCGCCAGAGGACGGCUCCUGGGAACUCAAACGGUCUGAUAACCCCUUGAAACUUAAACUGAGCCGAAAGACUCUUUGA
Molecule: messenger RNA, 4818 nt
Organism: Cavia porcellus (domestic guinea pig)
Lineage: Eukaryota; Metazoa; Chordata; Mammalia; Rodentia; Caviidae
Exons: 3
Biological process (GO): DNA integration; virion assembly; proteolysis
Molecular function (GO): aspartic-type endopeptidase activity; zinc ion binding; nucleic acid binding
Source: RefSeq, a predicted model, not a curated record